CCUGAGGCCUGACCGAAUGGAAAACGCCCGGCUUCUGUUUCCACCAGGUGGACAUCCCAAGCUUGGGCCCCAGCUGGACAUGAGGCCAGAAACGGGGCCCGCGGUGAAGUAAUGCAGCCCCAACAGGCCCGAGGAGCCGAGAGGGGAAGAGACAGGAAAGGCAGCGCCUGGUGACGCUCACAACCUCCCUCCAAUUGCUAUUUUCAAAGUCUUUGAGGAAGUCUCUGAAGUGAAGAACAAGAUGUAGGAAAAUGGGACUCGCUCCGGGGUGCCCUGAGCCUCAAACCCCCAUUCUUGGCCCAGAAACUCACCUUGACCUCAGGGAGGGUUGUGGGCACGCUCCUUUCUCCUGGUCUCAGUCCAAGGCUGCACCUCCCUGUCCCCUCUGGUCCUGGCAGUCACCUUCACAGAGGGGAUAAGAGUGAACAUCCCAGAGAUUCCAUCCCUAAGGAAGGCUCAGGAACCCCAGCCCCCUCAUCUCUUCCCCAGCCUCCAGCUAAGCCCAAAGAGCCAGUCCGGAAUGACCCCACUAUGGCCAAGCUCUGGUUCAAAUUCCAGCGGUACUUCCGCCGGAAACCCGUGCGCUUCUUUACCUUCCUGGCGCUCUACCUGACGGCCGGGAGCCUCGUCUUCCUUCACUCCGGCUUCGUGAGCCAGCCGGCUGCUCCCCAGAACCAGGCCAACCCUGCCGCGGGGGCCCCAGCCGAGGGCGCGGAGCUGCCCUUCCUGGGCGACUUGCACCUGGGCAGAGGCUUCCGGGACACCGGUGAAGCCUCAAGCAUCACCCGCAGGUACGGCCCCUGGUUCAAGGGCAAGGACGGGAAUGAGAGAGCCAAGCUGGGUGACUAUGGUGGAGCCUGGAGCCGAGCCCUCAAGGGGAGGGUUGUCCGGGAGAAGGAGGAGGAACGAGCCAAGUACAUCGGCUGCUAUCUGGAUGAUACCCAGAGUCGGGCUCUGCGAGGCAUGUCCUUUUUCGACUACAAAAAGAUGACUGUCUUCCGUUGCCAGGACAACUGUGCAGAACGGGGCUACCUGUAUGCUGGGCUGGAGUUCGGCGCCGAGUGCUACUGUGGCCACAAGAUCCAAGCGGCCAACGUGAGCGAGGCCGAGUGCGACAUGGAGUGCAAGGGCGAGCGGAGCAACGUGUGUGGCGGCGCCAACCGCCUCUCCAUCUACCGGUUGCAGCUGGCUCAGGAGUCGGCCCGCAGGUAUGGAAGCGCGGUAUUCCGAGGCUGCUUCCGCAGGCCUGACAACCUCUCCCUGGCCUUGCCUCUGACGGCUGCCAUGCUGAACAUGUCCGUGGACAAGUGUGUGGACUUCUGCACUGGGAAGGAGUACCCACUGGCAGCCCUCGCGGGCACGGCCUGCCACUGUGGCUUCCCCACCACGCAAUUCCCCCUCCACGAGCGAGAGGAUGAGCAGCUGUGUGCCCAGAAGUGCAGCGCCGAGGAGUUUGAGAGCUGUGGGACGCCCAGCUACUUCAUUGUGUACCAGACGCAGGUGCAAGACAACCGCUGCAUGGACAGAAGGUUCCUCCCAGCCAAGUCCAAGCAGCUCAUUGCGCUGGCCAGCUUCCCAGGGGCCGGCAACACCUGGGCUCGCCACCUCAUCGAGCUGGCCACAGGCUUCUACACUGGCAGCUACUACUUCGACGGCUCCCUCUACAACAAAGGCUUUAAAGGCGAGCGUGACCACUGGCGCAGCGGGCGGACCAUCUGCAUCAAGACGCACGAGAGUGGCCAGAAGGAGAUCGAGGCCUUCGAUGCCGCCAUCUUGCUCAUCCGGAACCCCUACAAGGCCCUGAUGGCGGAGUUCAACCGCAAGUAUGGCGGCCACAUCGGCUUUGCCGCCCACGCCCACUGGAAGGGCAAAGAGUGGCCGGAGUUCGUGAAGAACUAUGCCCCAUGGUGGGCCACCCACACGCUGGACUGGCUCAAAUUUGGCAGGAAGGUGCUGGUGGUACACUUCGAGGACCUGAAGCAGGACCUCUUCGUCCAGCUGGGCCGGAUGGUCCGCCUACUGGGUGUGGCCGUCCACGAGGACCGGCUGCUCUGCGUGGAGAGCCAGAAGGACGGUAACUUCAAGCGCUCGGGGCUCCGGAAGCUCGAAUAUGACCCCUACACGGCAGACAUGCAAACGACCAUCUCCACCUACAUCAAGAUGGUGGACGCGGCCCUGAAAGGCAGGAACCUCACAGGCGUGCCCGAUGACUACUACCCGAGAUGA
This is a messenger RNA of Orycteropus afer afer, 2226 nucleotides long. It is a transcript of the gene WSCD2, whose product is annotated as WSC domain containing 2. The record is from RefSeq and is a predicted model, not a curated record. Lineage: Eukaryota; Metazoa; Chordata; Mammalia; Tubulidentata; Orycteropodidae.